GGUCCAGUGUAAAAUAGAAACUCACCUUCUGGCCUGUUCCUGGACAUCUUGGAGAACACCUUUCAUCAUAAGCAGGCCAUAAGUAAUUUAACACGCACACACCUGUACUGUUAGCACAAAUCACAGGGAACUUUCUGUUCUUCACAGGAUCCAAGGUCAAUUCUCUGUAGCCACAUUAUGUAGUUUACAACUACUUGUAACUCCAAUUCCAAGGAAUGGUACAAUUGCCCAAUAUUCAAUUUCCAGGUGGUAUACUUAACUGCUGAACCAUCAUCUCUUCAGGCUCUGAUUUUCAAGAAUUAAGAAUACAGAACUAAUGAUUUGACCCUUCCAGAUGACAGAUGCCUGAUUAUGAACCCCACACACUGGACAGCCUAGUAGGAUUCAUAUUAACAAUGACUCCCAGACCUUAGUUCUUCAUUGAAAACAAUGAUUUUAUAGGCACAUAUUCAUGAUGACUGUGGUUGAAGCACGGUUAUUCAAAAGGAUCUUGUUCCUGACACAAUUGUUUGGAAUUUUUCUGUCUUUUCUUGGACUCCCUCUGACUGGACAUCAAAGCUACUACAGUUCCACAGAAGUGGUGAUUCCCUUGAGGCUACCUGAGAAAUCCAGUGGCAUGGAACCUCCAGGCUGGAUCUCCUAUAGCUUGAAACUUGGAGGCCAGAGAUAUAUUAUCCACAUGAAGAUCCAGAAUCCGUUUCUAACCAGGAACCUCCCAAUGUUCACCUACUCUGACCAAGGUUCUCUGCUUGAAGAUUACCCUUUUGUACAGGAUGACUGCUAUUAUCAUGGUUAUGUGGAGGGUGACACAGAAUCCUUAGUUUCACUCAACAUUUGUUUUGGGGGCUUUCAUGGACUAUUAGAGAUAAAUAACACUGCUUAUGAAAUCAUGCCCAAGAAAUUUUCUACCAAAUUUGAACAUCUGGUAAAUAAAAUGGAUAGUAAUAACACAAAAUCAAGUAUUUCCAGCCUUAUGCAAGAUAACAUAACAUGUCAAGUAGAGUUACAAAAAACUGGUAAUUCCGCACUCAAGCAAAUUGGUUUUGAAGGCUGGUGGACCCAUGUUAGAAUUGUUGAAUUCGUAGUGGUGGUGGAUAAGACUCUGUAUGAACACUAUCAGAGUAAUGACACAGUAAUGAUGUCAAAUCUAUAUUCUGUGAUAAGUAUGGUGGAUGCCAUUUAUGAUGUAAUUGGUAUUAAAAUAUUAUUGGUUGGUUUGGAGGUUUGGAAUAAAAAAAACCCUAUUGUAGUAGAUGAUGUAAGAAAAUCUCUUAAGUUAUAUUGCCAGUGGCAAGUUUUGAACUUUCUUCAUCGAUUAAAACAUGACAUCACUCAUCUUUUCAUAUACAGGCAUUUGAGAGGAUUAAGUGGCAUAGCCUCAACAAGUGGGGUGUGUGAUCCAAUCCGCAGUUGUGCACUUGUUACUUUCAUAGACAGAACUUUAAACCUUCGUGCCCUUGGAAUUGCUCACCACUUAGGUCAUAAUUUGGGCAUGAACCAUGAUGAUGAGACAUGUAAAUGUAGAUACAAAAGAUGCAUAAUGGACAUUAGUAACCCACCAAUAACCAAAUUUAGCAACUGUAGUUAUAAUUAUUUUUGGUCUCAUACUGCAAGGGAGGCAAGGUGUUUGAUGGAAAACAUGUACACAAAGGAUAUCUUUAAUCUGGGGCACUGUGGAAAUGGUAUUGUUGAAGAUGAAGAGCAGUGUGACUGUGGAUCUUUACAACACUGUGCAAAAGAUCUCUGCUGUAUGCCAAACUGCACUCUGAGUUUGGGGUCUACCUGUGCCACUGGACUUUGUUGUAAAAACUGCCAAUUUUUGCCAGCAGGGGAGGUGUGUAGAAAGCAGGAUAACAUAUGCGAUCUUCCAGAGUGGUGCAAUGGAACAUCCCACACGUGUCCAGAUGAUGUAUAUGUGGAAGAUGGAAUUCCCUGCAAUGUCUCAGCGUAUUGCUACGAAAAGCGAUGCAAUGACCGUAAUGAAUACUGUAGGAGGAUUUUUGGCCAGAAAGCAAAGGCUGCAAAUACAAAUUGCUACAAAGAAGUACACUCUAAAGGUGAUCGGUUUGGCCACUGUGGUCUUCAGGGACCUGGGUACGUAAAAUGUGAAAACAAUGAUGCCCUCUGUGGAAGACUUCAGUGUGAUAAUGUGACAGAAAUUCCUCACAUGAAAGAACACAGUACUGUGCACUUUGCUGUGGUCAAAGGCUUGCCUUGUUGGGGCACCGAUUACCACAUUGGGACACGCCUAGACGACUUUGGCGAUGUGAAAGAUGGCACAGAGUGUGGUCAAGAUCAUAUCUGCAUCCGUAGGCGUUGUGUACAUUUAUCUGCACUGGAUAGCAAUUGUUCACCUACAUUCUGUCAUAGGAGGGGCAUCUGCAACAAUAAACAUCACUGCCACUGCAACUAUUUGUGGGAUCCUCCUAACUGCAUGGUAAGAGGCUAUGGAGGUAGUAUUGACAGUGGCCCACCUCCCAAGAUAAAGAGGAAGAAAAAGGUUUGUUACCUGUGUCUACUUCUGCUCUUGGUUUUGUUUAUUUUAUUAUGUUGUCUUUGGUGGCUUCUUCGUCAUAGGGAAGAAAAUCAAGAAGAACCCCAAAUCCAGCCUACAUCUGAAAAAAUAGAUGAAGCUUUAAGCACACGAGCUAGUUCAGUAGCUUCCCAGAGUCUACCUCUGUCAAGAAUAGCAUCAUUCCUGACUUCAAGAACUUCAUCUAUAAAAAGUGUCAAAUAAAUAUUAAUCACUAUGGUUCUCUUUAUUCUUCGCUAUUUUAAGCAACUUGAUUUCUGUAACUUUGUUCUUUAUAUUUCCAAGGCGAAAUUGUAUGAAUGGUGUGGGUAUUUUUCAGGUUUUUGCCUAUGAGAUCUAUUAUCUCAUUUUAUAAACUUUAAUUGCUAUUGGCACCAUUUCUGCUACAGCAAGUUUCUUCCUAUGGCAUAAGAGGGCAAUAAGAUAUGAGAAUGUGUAAAAUAUAUAUAUGUAUUAAUCUUGCUAUGUUAGAGUUUCUUGAAUAACAGAUUUUACAUUGAUAGUGAUACAUGCUUUUAACUCUCCA
Messenger RNA from Mesocricetus auratus (golden hamster), 3059 nucleotides. Its product is annotated as disintegrin and metalloproteinase domain-containing protein 29. Lineage: Eukaryota; Metazoa; Chordata; Mammalia; Rodentia; Cricetidae. Gene Ontology annotation, cellular component: external side of plasma membrane; sperm head plasma membrane; plasma membrane. The record is from RefSeq and is a predicted model, not a curated record. Gene Ontology annotation, molecular function: metalloendopeptidase activity. The coding region runs from base 452 to 2737 and encodes 761 amino acids. Gene Ontology annotation, biological process: male gonad development; proteolysis. The transcript is spliced from 4 exons.